UUUGACACCAAACACUGCCAAAUGCUGCUGAGAUGGAGCCGGCUCCUUCCCCCCUCCCAGAGGCCGCCUGUCCCGGAGUCCCACCGGCCACAGGUCCCAACCCCGCGGGCCGCGCGCCCACCUGGCUUCCUCCCCCGCCGCCUGCGGUGAGUCCGGCCCCGCGUGGAUGGGGAUCCCGGGAUCGGGGCCGCCCUCCCGACUCCGGCCAGGACGCCAGCCGCUCUUCUAACCAGACCUUUCCCCGCAGGGGGGCGCUGAGCCCGCCGGGCACCUGCUGGCCAUGCGGACAACGUGAGUGUCGGACGCCCAAGGGAGCGAUCCGGGCCUGGCCGGGCCAUGGCUCCCGGGGUCGGCUGAGCGCAGGAGCAGCUCCCUCACUGCCAGUGCCGCCGCCCGGAGGGAGCGGAUUCGAUGCCCUGGAAGGGCCGGGACCCGCGGGCAGAGGGAGGCGCUUCCCGGCCCCGAUUCUCGGAAUAUGGUCCCUGGAGAGCCGCGCGCAGCAGGCAGCGCCCGAUCGACCAAGACGGAGCGCACGACAAGAUGAUGGCUAUGCAGGAUGGCUCUUGUGGUUGGGAUCCAGAGAUGAGAUUUCCGUCUCAACAGGUAGGAUGGAGUGGAGAGUGGAGGGGCCAAGGCACAGAUCAGACAGAUCUCCCUUUGACGACAGGAGUUUGCCUAUCCGACAGGUGCGAUACAGGGAACGGGCUUUGUGGGGUGCCAUCACCCUGCUGUCAUUGUUUGCCGGGGCAGUCACAGCAACACCACAGAUUUGGCAUCACAACAAGACAUUGGGAGCACCCUCCUAUGGAAGUGUGGGCAUGGCCAGCCCUGCCCCUGUCGAGGAAGACAUCAGGGAAGAACCAUCACUGGCUGCAUGGAGCCCCUGGCAUGGAGACAACAUGACGGUGCAAGGGCUGAGUAUGGCAGAACUGCUCCGGGCCGAGCGCUCCCCGGCCAGUCCCAGCAAGGCCAAGAAAGGAUUCAAGAAUGCUGAGCGUGAGGGCCGCCGCCGUAACUGCCGCCUACACAGGCUCAUGGUAAAGGUGCGGGACCUUGGGCUGGGCUUUGAGUCAGACGAGAUCGUGCCGUUCAAGUACUGCAGUGGGUCGUGCCAGCAUGCCCGCACCAACUACGACCUGACCUUGAGUAGCCUGCUGGUGCAACGUACCAUUGAGCCUCACGACCAUCUCGCCUCCCACCCCUGCUGCCGCCCCACUCGGUACGAGGACAUCUCCUUCAUGGAUGUGCGCAAUAACUGGCAGACUGUGGAGAAGCUUUCGGCAACCAAGUGCAGUUGUGUGGGCUGAGGGGUGCUGCCUGUUGGAGCUCACAGUGUCACCGAGGGGUCAGGCGUUAACGCCCACCCCACAGCAGUGACAAGAGCCUGCCCUGUCUGUGAGACACAGAAUGGGGAGAGGCACAGGUCGUGGUGGGGCUUUCCAGGCCAGGCAGAAGCAGCGAGGGAACAAUCAGCAGGAAGGGAGCAAGGUGCCCUUGGCAUGGACAUGUCUGCAGGACAUUUUUAUAGGCCACUGUCCACAUGCCAGCAACAGGAUGGCAAGACUCAGGACAGCCAAGCCUGUGAGAGCCCAACUUCACUCUGGGUGGACCUAUCUCCUUUAAGGCUUGGUCUGCCAACAGGCUUGUGCUCCGCUUUUCCAGUAGAGAGGCUGUGCUGGAGUUUCCCAGCUCUUACUCAAGGGGCAGAGAUUAAGCCUGAGUUGUGUAAAUGGGCACCUUCUUGAGUGCCCUCCCCUACCAGUGGUCCUUUGGACAGUUUAAAGAAGCCAGCCGCUUGCUAGGAUCAUCUAGCCCCAUCAGUUGCCUGGCUUGUGUUUCCCUUGGGCUUCCUUAUUCAAGAUCAUGAGCUCCGUUUUCUCUAGAGACUUGUUCUAGAUCCAUAGGGAGAAAGUGAAGUUGAACAUGAAGGACAGUUUUGCAACCUUGGUACAAGCUCUAGAGUUAGUGCACAGUUGUGACUCUGUCCCUUCUUGGUGCUCUGGGAGUCCAGUGAUUGCCAUUCACUGUCCGUUAUCUGCUAGGGUAGUUACCACAGUUGCUGGGGAUAGGAUUUGUUUUGAGAGGGUCUUCAUUCUUAGAGCCUUUGGCUUGGUUGGAGAGCAUCUCUCAGUGAGAACAAGCCCCUUGCAGGCGGAGGCUGGGUUCUGGAUAAUGUGAAGAUGGUCACAAAGCACAAGAAAUCUGCAGCUGGGUAAAGUCAGGGGUGUAGCUAUAAUUUGAACAAAGGGAACAAAAGCCCCUGGACCCAUGGGAUGGCCCCCUCCCACUGGCUGGGACACAGCCCUCUCUCCUGUCUCCCCUCCUGCCUCCCUAACUCACUGGCAAGGUGCUAACUCCUGAUAGGAUUGUACGGAGUGUGUGAUAUUAUUUGUAUAAGAACGAAGGACAGGGCAUGUUGAGAAUAUUUUGUUUUUCACCAUCUCCUUAUAGUGCUUCUGCAGCAAAGCAAGGGGCUUGGGGAGAAGAAGGCAGCAGGAGGCCCUACUUCACUUCUUGUCCCAGGGCCCAUUUCAGCCUUGCUACUCCCCUAGGUAAAGGUUCAUCUAUAAAGCCAAACCCGGUGUAAACAAUCUGUUUUGCAACAUUCCCUAACACACUAGCAGGAGCGGUUUGGAUUUUGGCCAAUAGAUUUGUCAGGUUGACACUGGAGGCAGCAACAGCCCCUGCCAUUCCCUGGGUUGGCUAUCAUGUGGGGCCAGCAGGGUGAAGACCUCUGUGGAUCAGUCCACCUUGUCCUGGAAGUGACACUUUCUGAACAAAGUUAUUUAUUCUCUAACUUAUUUAUUUAUUUGUUUGCACCCCACUCACACACCCCGCCCCGUGGUACCUAUUUAUGAUGCUGAAAGUCAGGCCUGGAAUAUAAUUUAAAGUGGAUGCUGAUGUUAUGCUUUGGACCUGUGACCAGCAGUUCCUACUUCCUUUUCCCCACUUGGCCUGAGCAAAGGCAUUUCCUCUUCCUCCUUUCCUAAUUUUAUAUGCUCUGCCCUUUAUUUGCAUUUGGAUAAACUCUAUUUUUGUACAGCAGUGACUUCCUGUAGCAAUAAAAUGU
Molecule: messenger RNA, 3070 nt
Organism: Hemicordylus capensis (graceful crag lizard)
Lineage: Eukaryota; Metazoa; Chordata; Lepidosauria; Squamata; Cordylidae
Gene: ARTN
Product: artemin
Exons: 6
Coding region: 33-1307 (424 amino acids)
Molecular function (GO): glial cell-derived neurotrophic factor receptor binding; growth factor activity; receptor tyrosine kinase binding
Source: RefSeq, a predicted model, not a curated record